This is a messenger RNA of Lactuca sativa (garden lettuce), 1425 nucleotides long. RefSeq lists its product as uncharacterized. NCBI's taxonomy places the organism in Eukaryota, Viridiplantae, Streptophyta, Magnoliopsida, Asterales, Asteraceae. Gene Ontology annotation, molecular function: zinc ion binding; nucleic acid binding. The record is from RefSeq and is a predicted model, not a curated record.
AUGGCUCCGCCUGCUCGCCUUAAUCAGCUCCAAAUGGAGCAAGUUAGGAAUAUUGUCGCUGAGGAAUUCAAUAACGCUUUCAAUGAACUAAUCCUGGGCGUGACCAAUGACAUAAUCAACCAGGUCAAAGCUCUUCUGGAUGAGCGCCUCGCAGCUAUUCCCGGGGGAGCGUUAUCGGCUCCGCCCGUUCGGGAUUCGGCAUACUACUUCGAGAAGUUCAGCAAGUGUAGCCCUCCUCUUUGGAAUGGUGAAUUCGACCCAGUUGCUGCUAAGCAUUGGGUGUCAGAUGUUGAGGGCGCCUUCAUGACUGUUGGAUGUCCGGACCAGUACAAAGUUGUGAUCGCCAUGAAUCAGCUGCGAAAAAGGGGAAAGACAUGGUGGAACACCAUCACCGCUCUAUUAAACGAGGAAGAAGUGAGGGCCAUCCAAUACACUACCAUUCUACGUACCGAGAUUCGGGAAUUCGUUAGCAUGCAGGAGUUCCCGACUUUAUCCGCGAUCAUGGAUGCAGCGAGGAGGAGGGAAAUCGAGUUGCAGACCCAGACCAAGAGGAAGGCCAAUGACACCUCCUCCAAGACAUCUGGAGAUGCCCAGAAAAAGCAAAAGCAGGGUGGUAAGUCAAGGUAUGAGUACAGGCCGUCUUCAGGUCAGGGCGAGAAAAAUCUGUUGAUAUGCUACAACUGUAAAAAGCCAGGGCAUCAUUGGAAGAAUUGUAGGGCUCCCCCUGCGAGUGCAGUUCCUCAGAUUACUUCUGCUGCUCCCGUCUGCUAUCACUGCAACGAGACGGGACACAAGAAGCCCGAAUGCCCGAAGUUGAAGGCUGGUAAAGGAAGCGGGGGUACAAAUCCUGCAAUUGCAUCGUCUUCUACGGGACCCACUAUGGUGACACGAGGUCGUGCUCACCAGAUGACUGCGGAUGAGCCGGUGAUUACCGCGACAGUGGCAGGCACUUAUUUGCUAGAUUCCGAGCCUGCUGUUGUUAUGUUUGAUAGCGGUGCUACCCAUUCUUUUGUGUCUCGCACGUUUAUUAAUCGUCUGGGGUGUAGUAUCGGAAAAUUGGCUCGCCCAAUGGUUGUCGAAGUUGCCGACAACCGCACUAUUUAUGUCACCGAUGUCUAUCGGAGUUGCACCCUCGAGUUUUCUGGAGUUGAAUUCCCUAUCGAUCUUAUCCUUAUUGCGAUGCGAGAGCUCUGCGUUAUCGUAGGCAUGGAUUGGCUUGAUGCGUUUGAUGCGGAAAUCCACUGUCGUAAGAAGCAAGUUCGUGUUCGAAACCCUAGAGUUGGAGAACUUAUUAUUCAGGGGAACAUUCCCCGCCUGGAUAUGGCUUCUUGCUCUUCUACUAUAGCACUAGACGACGUUCCUGUCGUUUCCGACUUCAGCGAUGUCUUUCCGGAGGAACUCCCUGGCUCGCCACCUGUUCGGUAG